AUGUCGUCUGACGAAGACGACGUAAUUUUGCUUUGGUGGUGGGCACGUCAAAAAAAAAUUUCAAAAAAACGUCGUUAUUGGGUGCAUCCGAUAAAUUUAUCUAAUAUAUGUUCUAGUACUAGUGUUGUUGCAAAUGAAUUACAUAGCGAUCCAGAUAAAUUUAAAACAUUUUACCGCAUGAGUAAAUGUAAUUUUGAUAAUUUAGUACAUAUAGUUGGGCCAAAAAUCUUCAAAAAAGAUACAAACUUCAGGAUUGCAGUACCAGUAGAAGAAAGAAUUUUACUUACAUUACGAAUUUUAGCCACUGGGUGUAAUUUUAGAGCAUUGGCUCAACAUUUUAUGAGAGGAGAGACAACUGUUGGUAAAAUAAUUGCAGACACGACAGAAGCUAUUUGGGAGUGUCUACAACCUAAAUAUUUACCAGUACCAAGUUUAGAAUUAUGGAAAAAUAUUGCUGCACGUUAUGAUCUCUUAUGGCAACUACCUCAUUGUUUGGGCUCAAUCGAUGGCAAACACAUACCUACGCAUAAAAAAAUUCAAUAA
Macrosiphum euphorbiae (potato aphid) is the source of this 543-nucleotide messenger RNA. Lineage: Eukaryota; Metazoa; Arthropoda; Insecta; Hemiptera; Aphididae. The record is from the annotation of a GenBank genome assembly.